This is a messenger RNA of Macrosiphum euphorbiae (potato aphid), 237 nucleotides long. NCBI's taxonomy places the organism in Eukaryota, Metazoa, Arthropoda, Insecta, Hemiptera, Aphididae. The record is from the annotation of a GenBank genome assembly.
AUGUCUGCAGACACCAAAGUAGAAAAGUUAUCGUUUAAGGACGUGUGGGAGGACGUGGUGCACAUGAAAUCUACUAAACAGUUUUGUAAGUAUUUGAUGGAAAACCCAGAUUUGGAAAAGCCAAAAUAUCUCGCGGACGUCGGGUAUUUUAACAACAAUCCGAAUACUAGGAAAAAAGAUUGCGAUCGAAAAUCUUCACACAAAAAUAUAAAAAAGUCGUAUAUUCCUCGUUUCUAG